This is a messenger RNA of Onthophagus taurus, 2151 nucleotides long. The record is from RefSeq and is a predicted model, not a curated record. Lineage: Eukaryota; Metazoa; Arthropoda; Insecta; Coleoptera; Scarabaeidae.
GUUAUAUUUACCGUUUAGGUUAACUUAAUAAUUAAUUAAGAAAAUGAAUCAAGCACCAAAAAUACUUAAAUUAAACGAAUCCGUAAUAAAUAAAAUCGCCGCGGGUGAAGUAAUUCAACGCCCGGCGAAUGCGUUAAAAGAGAUGAUCGAAAACUCCUUGGAUGCUAAAUCAACGAAUAUCCAAAUAAUCGUCAAAAACGGCGGGUUAAAACUACUCCAAAUCCAAGAUAACGGAUGCGGGAUACGAAAAGAAGACUUUGAAAUCGUUUGCGAGAGAUUUACAACGUCGAAAUUAAAGGAAUUCGAGGAUUUGGGAAAAAUAGCUACGUUUGGGUUCCGCGGCGAAGCUUUAGCCAGUAUUUCCCACGUUGCGCAUCUCACGAUCAUUUCUAAAACGAUUUCGGAUAAAUGCGCUUAUAAGGCUUCGUACGAAGAUGGGAAAAUAAAAAGUGGCCCCAUUCCUUUCGCAGCGACUCAAGGAACACAAAUUAUCGUCGAGGAUCUAUUUUAUAACAUGAAUGUGAGAAAGAGGGCUUUAAGGAGCCCAUCUGAAGAGUAUAAUAAAGUUUUUGAGGUUGUUUCGAGAUACGCCAUCCAUAAUAAUCAUGUUGGAUUUGGGCUAAAAAAGCACGGCGAAACGAACGAUAUAAAAACAUCGCUAAAUUCGACGAAAAUAGAUAAUAUUCGAUUAAUUUUUGGGGCGGAAAUUGCAAAAGAAUUGGUUGAGGUUAUGUUGGAGAAUGAAACUUAUCGCUUUAAAGUUAGUGGAUGCGUAACUAACCCGAAUUAUUCAACGAAGAAAUUUAUCUUUUUGUUGUUUAUUAAUAACCGCUUGGUGGAGUGUCAAAGUUUAAAGCGAUCAAUCGAUCAAGUUUAUGCAACAUAUCUCCCAAAGAAUUCGCACCCCUUUGUUUAUUUAAGUUUAGAACUUGACCCCGCGUCUGUAGAUGUUAAUGUGCACCCAACUAAACAUGAAGUACACUUUUUUAAUGAAGAUCAAAUCAUUGAGUUAAUAAUAACAUCGCUUGAAACGAAAUUAUUGGGCUCAAAUAAUUCCCGGACGUUCUAUACAACCGGAAAAUUACCUAAAAUAACUUUAAAAAGUGAAGAUAAAACUUUGUAUCAAAAAGAAUUUGUUCGAACUGACACAAACGAGCAAAAAUUAACAAAAUUUUUUGGUCCCACAUCAACAGGGAAAGAAAAAUCUCCCAUUAAAACGACAAAAUUGGUAGAUACGAGUUUAUCAGAAGACGUUUUUGAUAGAUUUAAUAAAGAUUUUAUAAAAAGAACCGAAAGUUUAGAAAAAGAAACAAAAAAAGAUCAUCAUUUAUCGAAAAUAUCCCGAAUCGAAAUAAAAUUAACGAGCGUUUUGGAACUUCAAAAAGAAAUCGAAGCGAAUUCGCAUAAAAAUUUAAGGGAGUUAUUCGCGCAACACGUUUUUGUUGGAUCAAUUAACCCAAAACAAAGUUUAAUCCAAUACAACACAAAACUUUUUUUGUGUAACACAAAAAAGAUAUUGCAAGAACUUUUUUAUCAAUACAUUAUGUAUAAUUUCCAAAAUUUCGAUAAAAUCACCUUGACAAAUCCUUUACCAAUUUACGAUUUAUGUUUGUUAGCUCUCGAUUUAUCCGAAGUUGGUUGGACCCCCGAAGACGGCGAUAAAACCGAAUUAUCUCAAAAAGUCGUCGAAAUAUUAUCAGAUAAAGCUGAAAUGCUCGAAGAAUAUUUUUCGAUGGAAAUUGAAGACGGAAAAAUUAAAAGCUUACCUUUAUUAAUUGAAAAUUAUCUUCCUGAUAUGAUCGGCUUACCGGUUUAUAUCUUGCGAUUAGCUUCCGAGGUUAAUUGGGAAACUGAAAAAGAUUGUUUUAAAUCAUUCGCGAUUGAAACGGCCGCUUUUUACUCGGAGUUGUAUAGCGAAGAAAUUAAUGAAGGGAGUAAUUGGAGGUGGGUGACGGAACAUGUUUUAUAUCCAGCUAUUAAAAAAUUCUUUUUACCACCAAAAAAUUUUACCGAAAAUGCUAGUGUGUUACAAAUUGCAGACUUACCGAGUUUGUAUAAAGUUUUUGAGAGGUGUUAACCUUAUUUUCUUCUUCAUUUUUGUAUUAAAACGUUUAAUUAAGUUAUUGAGAAAUAAAAGUGAGGUUAUGUUGA